AUUGUUUAUAAAGAGUAGAGACAUUGUAAAAGAGAAAGAGAGAGCAGGGCAUGGAAGAAGAUAGGUUGGACUCGGUGCUGGUGCCUUUGGGUCUGUUUGUGUUUGGAAUUUACCAUGUUUGGUUGCUCGUGACCAUCCUCCACAAUCCCAGAAGAACAGUCAUUGGCCUCAAUGCCGAGUCUCGUCACCAAUGGGUCUUCUCCAUGAUGACUGAUCCAAUGAAGAAUGGCGUUUUGGCUAUUCAAACAAUACGCAACAACAUAAUGGCAUCUACACUAUUAGCAACAACAGCUCUCACUCUCAGUUCACUGAUUGGUGUAUUUGUCAGCAGCACAGGCAACUCCAGUGACACACCAUCACAAAUAAUAUAUGGCAAUAAGAGUCCUGUUCUCUUGUCAGUCAAGUACUUCUCCAUCUUGUUGUGCUUCCUUGUUGCUUUUCUUUGCUAUGUGCAGUCUAUAAGAUACUUUGCCCAUGUAAGUUUCUUAGUCACUGUACCUCCAUCAAAAGGAAAAAAUGAUCCUAUUGAGUAUGUUGCAAGAAAUUUGAACCGGGCAAGCUUAUUUUGGUCACUUGGAUUAAGAGCAUUUUACCUGUCAUUCCCUCUCUUCCUCUGGAUAUUUGGGCCUAUACCCAUGUUUUUAUGUUCCCUAAUAAUGUCAUUUAUUCUCUAUUUCUUGGACACAACCACCAGUUUUACAAGACAACUUCACAGUGACUCAAUUAAAGAGGAUGCGAGAACCUGUGAUGUCGAAUCUGUUGGUCAAUCAUUCAACUUCAGCAAAACCUUGCCUAUCUUUCUGCCUCUCAGAUUAAAUUGUUGCCUUAAGAGCUUUGUCCUCCAUUCUCAGGGAAAAUAAUCAGUCUGAGGACUUUCAACGUCACACGCCUUUACUUAAUGGCUAAACUCCUGUUUCUACCUUCGCUGGCGUGGGAUAAUCUUGUGUAGUUUAUGGUAGGUUGACCUGUUCUUAAUGUAAGCUUGGUGCAGUAGUGCCAAUAAAUACUGAUAAUUUGCUCUUUAAGCAUAUCUUUGUAGUUGAUAGCUUUUAGAGGGCCUUUUUGAGUUCCAUAUUCUGUAGAGAAUGCUUUCUACAUUAUUCGUUUUUGAGA
This is a messenger RNA of Ziziphus jujuba (common jujube), 1113 nucleotides long. RefSeq lists its product as uncharacterized. The coding region runs from base 51 to 860 and encodes 269 amino acids. The record is from RefSeq and is a predicted model, not a curated record. NCBI's taxonomy places the organism in Eukaryota, Viridiplantae, Streptophyta, Magnoliopsida, Rosales, Rhamnaceae. The transcript is spliced from 3 exons.